Molecule: messenger RNA, 7941 nt
Organism: Corythoichthys intestinalis (scribbled pipefish)
Lineage: Eukaryota; Metazoa; Chordata; Actinopteri; Syngnathiformes; Syngnathidae
Product: zinc finger protein OZF-like
Exons: 5
Coding region: 245-1957 (570 amino acids)
Biological process (GO): regulation of transcription by RNA polymerase II
Cellular component (GO): nucleus; nucleoplasm
Molecular function (GO): DNA-binding transcription repressor activity, RNA polymerase II-specific; RNA polymerase II cis-regulatory region sequence-specific DNA binding
Source: RefSeq, a predicted model, not a curated record
ACACACGGUUAGUUUGCGGAAAAUGAAACGUGUUCAGCAACACGCUGCUUUUCGUGCGUAGUUAACCCACAAAGUAAGUUCGUGACGCAGGAGGUUCAGAACUACUUGACUGGAACUGUCCAUCUUCAAGUGGUAUUUGUGCGCGUUGAAGCUUCGGAGCCUAGUUAGCUUAGCUUAGCUUCCGAACACAGAGCAACGGGGUUGACGCUUGAACAUCAAGUUGGAGCCUGUUAAAGUGUGCAGAAUGCACGCAAGAAGGACGCCAACUGCAAAGUUCGAGUCGGAACUUUGUGGCGCAAAAGAUCAGCGACAACAUCAACUCUCGACUGCUUGCAAAAUGGAAUUAAAAGUUGUUCUUCGCAGACUACCAGAUCUAUAUGUCAGCCAAGCCCAUCAUCCUGAGCACCCAGAGUCUACAUACAUCAAGGAGGAAGAAGAGUCCGGACCAAUCCAAGAUCUAUAUGUCAGCCAAGCCCAUCGUCCUGAGCACCCAGAGUCUACAUACAUCAAGGAGGAGGAAGAGUCCGGACCAAUCCAAGAUCUAUAUGUCAGCCAAGCCCAUCGUCCUGAGCACCCAGAGUCUACAUACAUCAAGGAGGAAGAAGAGUCCGGACCAAUCCAAGGUUUCCACAAAUAUCUUGGUCCUGACGCUCAACAGCUAAAGAGAGAAGUACAACUUUCAAUCAAAAAGGAGGUAGAGCUGCCAUACCUUAAAGAGGAGGACGAUAUCACCAUGUCAAGUGGUGAGCCCUUGAAUGGCGAGGAUGGUCCAAGUGAGGUCAGCAGAGGGACGGAGCCUCCAAGUGGCAGCAGCAGCUCAACAGAAGGACACAUUUUCAUUGCACCAUCAGAUGGAAAAGGCGCCACGUCACACUCACCUUACAAAGAUGGUUGUCAGAAGAAAUCUCACCGUGACGGCAAACUCUGCAAAUGCUCUCAGUGUGGGAAAACCUCAUUUUGUGGUCAAGGAUUCACUCAAAUUCACCACUUAAAACUAUACACAAGAACCCACACUGGUGAAAAACCUUUUUCCUGCUCAGUUUGUGGUAAAAAAUUCAAUUGCAAGAGCAACCUAAAUACACACAAAAUAAUACACACUGGUGAAAAACCUUUUUCCUGCUUAGUUUGUGGUCAAAAAUUCAGCCGAAAGGGCAAUUUAAACACACAUAAAAGAACCCACACUGGUGAAAAACCGUUUUCCUGCUCAGAUUGUGGUCAAGGAUUCAGUCAGAAGAGUGCCUUACAAUUACAUGCAAGAACCCACAAUGGUGAAAAACCUUUUUCCUGCUCAGCUUGUGGUAAAAAAUUCAGUUGCCAGAGCAACCUAAACAUACACAAAAUAACCCACACUGGUGAAAAACCUUUUUCCUGCUUAGUUUGUGGUAAAACUUUCAAUUGCAAGAGCAACCUAAACACACACAAAAAAACCCACACUGGUGAAAAAUCCCUUUCCUGCUCGGUUUGUGGUAAAAAAUUCAGUUGGAAGAGCAACCUAAACACACACAAAAUAACCCACACUGGUGAAAAACCAUUUUCCUGCUCAGAUUGUGGUCAAGGAUUCAGUCAGAAGAGUGCCUUAAAAGUACACGCAAGAACCCACACUGGUGAAAAACCCUUUUCCUGCUCAGUUUGUGGUGAAGGAUUCAGUCAUAAGUGUAGCUUAAAAGUACACUCAAGAACCCACACUGGUGAAAAACCUUUUUCCUGCUCAGUUUGUGGUGAACGAUUCAGUCAUAAGUGCAGCUUAAAAGUACACUCAAGAACCCACACUGGUGAAAAACCUUUUUCCUGCUCAGUUUGUGGUGAACGAUUCAGUCAUAAGUGUAGCUUAAAAGUACACUCAAGAACCCACACUGGUGAAAAACCUUUUUCCUGCUCAGUUUGUGGUCAAAAAUUCACUCGCAAGGAUCAGAUUAAGAGACAUGUGUGUAUUGGGGUGAGAAGCAGUGGCCAAUGACUGCCUUCAUCAGAUUGUGCACGCAGGUCAAUUGUAGAGUUUCCUCAAAUCUUGUUGAGGAUUGGCAGUAUUGGUGCCUCACAUGUGCUUUGUCCAGUCCUUGUAUGAUGUCGAUCCAUACUAUUUCCAAAAGUAUUGGCUCACCUGAUUUAACUCUCAAGUUGAGUGGCAUUAUUAUACAAUACUCUCCCUCUCUCAAACUACACUUUUUACAGCUAAUAUUUGAAACACUAGACCCCAAAUUACAAAAAUUCUAAAUCAUUCAUCAAUAAUAUAAUUACAUAAAUAUGGAAAAUUAAGAUUAGCUUGCAAAUAUUAGUUUUUUUGGGGAGGGGUGAUUAUAUAUAAUUUAAAAAGUUACUACUAUUGAUUGACAGUGACAUAUUACGACAGAGUAUUGGGGCCAAGUAAAGGGAGGCGGAAAAAAUGACUACGAGAUUAAAGUUGUACUCUUACUACAAGGAAAACAAAAAGUCUUAUUAUUUCGUAGGGGUAAUGUAGCUGACUAAGGGGCUACGCACUUUGUGUACAUGUACCUUAGCUGGGAGCUCCAACAAAGCAUCAGUAAAAUCCUUGCAUUGAUUAUAAUUUGAUGUAAAUGAGCUAAAAGAUAACAGAUUUCCUUAUUUUGGAAACUGAUUCUAAAACACGGCAUCACGAGAUGCUUUCAUUAUUGUUGACUUUAGUGGAGGUAGCAAAGCGCUAUGGAAAGUACGUGGCUGCUUAUUCAGCUACAUUACCCCUCUUUUCUUUAUUUGGCCUAAUACUCUGUCGUAUAAAUCAGACAAUGUUAAUUAAAAUUGUGCUUUUAAUCAUUCCGGCCCCCGUUGAUGAAAAUCUCUCGACUCUGCUUCAAAUUUUAAAGUGCUUGUACUUCACUGUGCUUGUUAAUUUUAUUCAGGAUAAACAACUUGUUUUUAUUCAGUCUGAGCUUCCUCUUCCCUUUGUUCAGAACAAGCCUAAUUAUAAUAUUAUAACUCAAAACUAAGGUUGUAACUAAAACCGAUGCUUUGUUACCAAGUUGAUUCUUAGAUUCAAAAAAUGUGACGUGGCUGCCUUUUCUGCAAUACGCAGUAUCGCCGUUACCGACGCGGCAGAUCUGGCCGCGACCUUUGUGUGGCAUACGAGGCUGCACAAGUUGCCCGACAAGAGGUCAAUUACACCGCUAAAAUAGGGGUUGUAAACAAUGUUCCCUCUAAUUUUUUUAUGUGUCUGAGCAAACACACCUGCUCUCUGAGCACACUGCGGCCCACGUUGAGCAAUAUCAGAUGUGUACCGUGUUUUUGGACUAUAAGUCGCACCAGCCAAAAAAUGCACAAUUAAAAGGUAAAAACAUAUAUGUCGCACCGGCGUGCGCAAUUAAAAGGUAAAAAAAUAUAUGUCGCACUGGCGUAUAAGUCGCAUUUUUGGGGGAAAUUAAUUUGGUAGAAUCCACCACCAAGAACAGACAUGUCAUUUUGAAAGGCAAUUUAGAAUAAAAAUACAAUAGAGAACAACAGUCUGAAUAAGUGUACGGUAUGCUAACAUUACAUGACUCAUAAACAACGAACUGAGAACAUACCUGGUAUGUUAAUGUAACAUAGAUAUUUAGAGUUAUUCAGAUAACUAUAGCAUAAAGAACAUGCUAACUAGAAACAAUGAUAUAAUAAUGUGUGAAUAAGUUCACAUACAGUAUAUGUCGCUCCAGAGUAUAAGACGCACCCUCUGUCAAACUAUGGAAAAAAAAAAACUGCGAUUUAUAGUCUGUAAAAUAUGGUACAUGGCGGCCACACACCAGUAUCACGCCUUUUCACGCCUAUUAACAUUUCUACUGCCCAUAAACUAUCUAGUAUUAAGAGCAUUUAAUGAUUAAUAUCCAUAAUUAAAAUAUCUUUAUAAAUGUCACUAGAAUACACACCAAUCUGACUUAAAUUGUACCUAUUUUUUCACAUCUUAAUAUAUAGGACUAGCAGUUGGUGUACUGAUAUGUCAGUGCUCUUAUCUACUAUCGGUGUAUGCCAGGGUGCAUUUUUAACACUGCACAUUAUCUCGUUCUCCACUAUCUCAUUUAUUGAGUUAACAAAUUCAAAGGCAUAGUUUUUACUUCGCCAGCUUUCUGGUAUACUUACAUACUUUGCCAUGUGAUUGCGGAUUUGUUGAACUGACACCACUGACGCAUUCAUUUCAAUGGCAAGUAAAAUAUCGUCAAUAAGAACUUCAACUUCCUCUGGGUCAGAUUUUGUUUUGUGGGACAGCUCGUUUCUCUUCUGUCGGUCUUUUUGCAUUCUCCCGCAAUAAUGUACCAAUCGCCUGUCCCAUGUUGAGUCUUCGUAAUUUUCAACAGCUUGCAAAUGACUUUUCUGCUGAAUAUGACACUUGAGGUAGUCCAACUUCCAUUCAGUCCGCAUUUUUCCCUCUGAAAACUCACUUGGUACUUUGGCUUCGUGGCAAAUAUCACACAGUUUCACCGCUUGUUCGUCUAUUUGCACAUGAUCCGACAGCCACUCCAUCUUAUAUGAACCGCAUUUCUUUUUUACUUUGGCUUGGUGAGUGGAUGUGUCGCUGCCCGUUCGUUUCGCCAUGAUAAGGGGUUGGCAUUUGCGUCUCUCAACUCCGCUGCACUCACUUACUGUUGAUAGCUUGCUAACCUACACCGCGCGUGUAGGCUGGACAAUACACAAGCAAUGUCAAUGCUAUGAUUGGCUGCGUAGCGGAAGUGAACCUUAUCGUAUCAUUUGCUGGACACCUGUCACUCACCGAGUUACAACGCAAUUAAUACGUUUCUGUUGAUUUUUUUUUUUGUGCGCAGCAUAGAAUUUCUUGUGCGCAGAGUAGGUGCCAGCAGUGCGCGAUUGUGCACGCGCGCAGCUUAGAGGGAACAUUGGUUGUAAAUGAGCGCUUAUAUGGCAACCCACACUGUGCUAAAGAACGAGAAAAACAGUCAAUGUAUGCAACAUGGCAGUUACAUGUGCAUUUACGUCUUUUUUAUUUUAUUUUAUUUUUUAAACUUUUUUUAGUUUAAUACCUUUAAUACCUAAGCCUGUUUUUUUUUUUUUUUUCCGAAUCUUCAUACCUUUGAUGAUUCCUUUAUAUUCACAAUUGCCAGAUUGGGUCCCUCCUUUAGGACACCAUAACCUUCAUGUUCAAACUUGUUUUCUUCAACCAAUUAUAAUCAACAUUUUGGACCCAAAAAGACAAAAAAAUCAAAACAUUUUUGUCAAAAUUUGUAAUAUUGAUGUCCCACUAGGCCUGUCGUGAUAACAAAUUUUAGUAGGCAAUAUGUUGUCUCAUAAAUUAUUGCGAUAUGCGAUAUUAUUGCCUGUUUUUUUUUUCCACCUAUUCAAACACGAAUAAAGUGAGAAUACAUCCUAAUAAAUCACAUAUUGAAAUGCAAUAAAUUGGUAUUCUUAAAUAAAACACAAACUAUAUUAAAAUGUACAAAUACAUACUAAAAAAACAACAAAAAAACAAUGCAUAAUGAGUCAUUUUAAAGCUUGUUAGGUGCAGAAUACCCACUGUCAUUUUUGUUGUCUGCCAAUUAGAGCCCAUUAAAAGUGUUAAUUUGAUCCAAAAUGACUGUCAUCUUGUCCUGCAAAGUGCAUGCAACAAAUUUGCCAAAUUAUUAUCAUUUAUUACAUCGUAUUAUCAUUGCCAGUCAGAUUUUUCAUAAUGAAUGUCAUUUUAAAUGUAUUCUUAGUGUAGAAUCUGAAGUAUAUGCGAUUGCCUCCAGUAAUCUGAACAUGACAUGCUUUUAUUUUGAAAUGUUCACCGGAAAUACGUUUGCUCAGCCACUAACUGUAACCUUUACACUCAGUAAAAAGAAACAAAACAAAAUGCACUUCUCUUUCGUCAUGCACGUUGUAUCAGUAAUAGAUUUUUUUUUUCUUUUGUUCACAUCGCUUGCAAAUUCUUUAAUCCAGCGAGUUUUCAUGUUUGAUGUGUCACCUUAUAACUGCAAUUUUGCGUUGUGGAGAAGACUGUCAAUAUUUUAUAGCAGACUAAAGUGGUUAAUACAUUAUCUUUUUUCCAUCAGCCUCAAUUUAGCAAUGCUAAAGUUUUACCAUGUUUAAAGUAGAAGUGUUUCCUUAUUUUGUAUGUCCGAACUUUAAUUCCACGGCGUGUUGAUGGCCAAUAAACAUCUGUGAAAGCUACUGGAGUCUCAUACGUAAUCAACGCGCACGUGUGCCGAGUGCACGCACGUGGCGAUAAAUCGCAGCCGGGAAAAUUACCGCACUCAUUUUUAUUUAUCGUGCGAUAAUUUUACUUAUUGCAUAUUGCGACAAGCUUAUGUCCCACUGACAACCAAACAUGCUCGACGAAACGUUUUUAAGCGGAAUAUUUAUUCAACUUGUUUGGAUAAACAUUCAAUCAUUCUUUAUUUUGCCAGAUUUUGUCCAACUUUUACAUAGAAAUCAUUGAAGCUGCUGAAGAUGUCAUCCAUAUUACCUUCUUCACAUCAUUUUCCACACAGCACUGAGGAUAGCUCUGUUGCGUGGCACCGUUUUUAAUAAUUCCAUUCAAUAUGUGCCAUAUUCCUUUAAUAUUGUUUUUGUUAUACAAUAUUUUACUAUAGUAUUCUUUCCUACAUACCCUUAUGAUAUUGGUCAGUUCAUUUUUAUAUACAGUGGUACCUCUACAUACGAAGUUAAUCCGUUCCAGGACCUUGUUUGUAAGUCGAAAUGGUCGUAUGUCGAGCAGGAUUUUCCCAUAGGAAUACUUUAUAAUUCCAUUAAUUCGUUCCACAGCCCAAAAACCUUCACUAAAUCCUUAAAAAAUACUGCUGGUACUAUUACAAAUAGCAAUUACACAUAGCAAAACAAAUAAAUUAUAAACCAAAAUCGGAAUAAUAAUAAUAAUAAUAAUAAUUCCUGUAUUAAUGUAACGAAUCGGGUUCUAAUGUGGCGGACGUUUUUUGCUGACCCUGAACGCACCGCGGGGCUCACGUGCCAGAGACAGACCGGUGAGCUUGAGUUUCACUUUCACUUUGAAUGUUUUCUUGAGAACGCCGUCAAUUGCGGCAGACAGAAGGUGUUUUUGUUUUGAAUAAGUUGUGAAAUAAAUGAUAAAAACGUGGCGAAGUUGGCGAUUUCUCUGGAGAUGUUACCACAAUAAGAAUUGUCAGCUUAACUUAUAAAGACUGGCGAACGAUGGUCGGAGGAGGACCGUGGAGAUGUAUUGUUGAGCCAUUUCACGGAUGCCCACCCUACGCUCAUAUUUUUCUGUCAUUUGCAUCUUCAUUUAGAAGGUAAGCGUCAACUUUUUCCUUGUUUCACCACCUGUACCAACCUUUUCUGAAACCAGUGUUGAUUUGUUACACAAGAAAAUCCGCCGUGCAUUCGUCUGCGGUGCUGCCAUUGUCGUCGUAUUUCGAGCAUGUCGUCGGAUGUAGAAACAAACGGCGAGUCAAAUUUUACGUCGGAUGUCGAAAAAUUCGUGUGUCGAAGCGAUCGUAUGUAGAGGUACCACUGUAUUUUUUUCUGCCUCUAGUCUGUUUUAUGAAUUCUCUAUACAGUGUAUUUUUCUCCUUUUAAAAGCGUUUUGUAAUCCCUUCGUGAACCGUGCUCGAUCUUUGUGCUUUGGUUUUCUGCUGUACCGUUGUAUUGGACAGUUUUUAUCAUAUAAUGAUAUGAAUAUAUAUUUUUUAAAUUCAUAUACAUAGUUGUUAGGUCUAAACUUACUUGUAGCUAGCAAAAUAAUAAAGACCUAGAGGAGGACGAAGACAAGGAUCAGACAGGAGACGGAGAUACGUUUUUACGCUGACGGCCGUCAGGAGGAAGGUUGAUGCGGAGCGGGUGGCUCACAACAAGCCUCUCUGCCCUCCCCCUGAGGAGCGCAGCCUUUUAUUGCACACACGUGAGUUUCGUUUAGCUGCUAAGGUAUUCUUUACUGAGAACAGAAACCAGAAUGAAACAUUAUGGUAACGUUUACUGAAAACAGAAACCUUACUCUUUUCAUUGUGUAAACACGAAAGCACAGGCGAAUAAACUGUUACAUGAGAAAACAAU